Molecule: messenger RNA, 663 nt
Organism: Vigna unguiculata (cowpea)
Lineage: Eukaryota; Viridiplantae; Streptophyta; Magnoliopsida; Fabales; Fabaceae
Source: RefSeq, a predicted model, not a curated record
AUGACUGAUUUGGGAUCCAUGUGUUAUUUUCUUGUAGUGGAGGUCACACAAACUCCUAGUGGUAUUUUCAUCUGUCAAAAGAAAUAUGUCAAUGAAGUAUUGGAAAGAUUUGGAUUACAAAACUGUUCAACUAUGAAAAAUCUAAUUGUUCCAGGAUGUAAAGUCACAAAGGAUAUAGGAGGACUGAAGGUUGAUGCUACCGCAUAUAAGCAUAUGGUAAGCAGUCUCAUGUACCUAACUGCCACAAGACCAGAUUCAAUGUAUGUUGUGAGUUUACUAGCUCGUUUCAUGGAUGCACCAACAACCUUGCAUAAUCAAGCCACAAAAGGAGUUCUACGCUGCUUGAGAGGAACUAUAGAUUUGGGACUGUUUUAUAAAAGGGAAGGAGGAGAGAAUUUGAUAGCAUAUUGUGACAGCAACUAUGUUGGUGAUUUGGAUGACAGAAAACACACCUCUAGAGAAACAGAGAGAAGAGGAGAAAGGGGAAUGCCGUUGGCGACAACAACGACACCGGUGAUGCAUGGUCAUAGUGGCAGUGGCGGCAUAGUAUGGCGACUUUGGCUUUGUGGCAACAAUGGAAAAACCACCAUGGAAGAAGGAAGAGGAGCUUUAGUGGCACCUCCGGCCGCGACAAGCAGAAACACCGAGCGCCGAGAACAUUGA